AUGGGCAAUCCAUUCAGCAAAUAUGUGAAGAUUGAUCUUUACAAAUGGUCGAGUUCAGACUUUCCUCAAGAGUACGCUCUUGUUUACACUUCUCUUGAAGAUGCGUCCAAAAUCAGCACUUUACGGUUGAGCGUCAACACAGACAUGGUGCUAUGCAGACAUACUGACAACAUGUGCAACGAUCAUCCAGUACGAAUAUAUGUGAAGAUCACUGCUCUAAGAGACAGCAACGGAGAUUGCAAGUUCGGGGAAGUCCUAGUUAUUGAACGUGGGAAUAAAGAAGAUAGAACUGUGGACGACGACUACGCAUCGUUCACUUAUUGUUGUGAUGAUGAAAGUGGUGAUUUUUGGGUGAAGUGUAGAAGUCAAAAUCUUGAUCGUGUGAAUAUGGAGAGAACAUAUUGGGAGUUUAGUCACUCCUAUGAUGUUGGUCUUAGAAGAAAGCUUAAAUAUUUUGUGAGCAUUCAGUGCAAUAAAGAGACAGGACUUAGCGUGGUGUUUAGUGGGCCUUUUAUGUACAAGGGUGUGAUUUUUGACGAUGAACUAGGUUUGCAGAGUAAGCGUGAGGUAUCGGGAGAACCCCCAAAAGGGUUGAUUGCAAAUGCUGAAAGUGCAUUUGAAGGAAAAGGGUACACCCUCUUGAAAAGGAAUCAGAAUGGGUGCACCCUACCUUCGGAAAAAGCUAAGAAAGCCAUUAAAACUGGUGCACAAGCUCUGCCAGUGCUUAAUCCAGGUUCACAAGCUUCAGGACUGAUUAAUAAUCUAGGUUCACAGACUCAAGGUCAUUUCAAUGGGGCUGUACUACAUAAUGUCCAGAUUUAUGGACAAUACCAGCUUGGACGUACCGUGGAGACCAAUAACUCUCUGAGUUGA
This is a messenger RNA of Sphenostylis stenocarpa, 873 nucleotides long. NCBI's taxonomy places the organism in Eukaryota, Viridiplantae, Streptophyta, Magnoliopsida, Fabales, Fabaceae. The record is from the annotation of a GenBank genome assembly.